AUGGAUGGAUUCUCCUCUGCAGCCAGCGUCCUUGGGGUCAUUCAACUCGCGGGGUGCGUUGCCACAAUUUGUGGGGGCUACAUCCUUGAAGUAAAGGAUGCUAGAGAGGAAAUCUUGGCUCUCCAAAAGUCAGCAUCGAGCCUUGAAAAGACUCUUCAAGAACUGAAAAGCCUCUCUGAAAGUUCAGACCGCCUGCAGAUCUCCCAGUCUGAUGUGUUGAAGAGGGACAUAAAGAACUGCUCAUCGACUCUUACGGGCCUGAUGAAGAAAAUAGAUACAGGGCGGAGGCACAAAGCCAUGCGAAGAUUGGGCUUUCGGUCCCUCACCUGGCCUCUCAAGCGGGUAGAGAUGGAAAACAUUAUCGCCAAUCUUGAGAGAUACAAAUCCUCCUUCGCUAUAUCUUUGCUGAUUGAUCAAACGAGAAGCAUUUCAAGUAUAAGCAAGACAACUGUCCGAAUCGACCGCAAUUGGGAUCUAAAUCAGCUACCGGUUGCGCAUGGGGCCGAGUUCGACUCAUACAACCAUCAGCAUGAAGAUUGCUGCCUUCUGGGAACUCGGACAGAUCUCCUCCGUCAGAUUGCGGAAUGGGCUGCAUCACCAAACGGAAAGUGCAUUUUCUGGUUAAAUGGCAGAGCAGGGACUGGUAAAUCUACCAUCUCGCGGACAGUAGCAAGGAAUUUGAAAGAUAAAAACUUACUGGGUGCGACAUUCUUCUUCAAAAGGGGUGAAGGGGACCGAGGAACCACUGUUAAGCUCUUUCCGACUAUUGCUAGGCAAUUAGCAAUUCGCAUCCCCCGAAUAGCCCCUGUGAUCCAGGAGGCGAUUCGCGAUAAUCCGGAUAUUGCGACGAAGGCGCUAGCGGAGCAGUUUGAUAAAAUUCUUCUUCAGCCCCUUCUAACUUAUAAGCCACCUAGUUCACCUGACCCACCAAUCUCAUUGGUAGUCAUAGUCAUUGAUGCACUAGACGAGUGUGAGGUAGAUAACGACAUGCGGCUCGUCCUUCGAUUGCUACCCUGCUUAAAGGAGUUACGCUCUUUACGUUUGCGUGUCUUUUUGACUAGCAGGCCCGAAUUGUCGAUUCGUCUCGGUUUCUCCGACAUGAAUGCCUACGACUAUCAAGAUUAUGUUCUACACAAAGUCCCGGAGACAACAAUCCAGAGCGAUAUUUCCUUGUUUCUGAAUUAUCGAAUAUCGAGAAUCAGAAAAGAUCGUUUCCUUUCUCAGGAUUGGCCUGGAAGUGAAAAAAUUCAGAGUCUCGUGGCGUUAUCUGUCCCACUUUUCAUUUACGCUGCCACGAUAUGUCGUAUACUUGAGGACCCUUAUUGGGAUCCAGAAGAAAGCAUGGAUGAGAUCCUUUCCUACCGCAAUGACGGAUCUGCAUUGGAUGUAUCCAAAUUGGAUGGUACUUAUCUUCCUGUAUUAAACAGGCUCCUCACCAAUCAAGGUGAGAAGGAAAGGAAGCGGAUCGUCAGCGAAUUUCAGCAAGUGGUCGGCACUAUUGUGACGCUAAAGACCCCCUUGUCGAUUUUAACAUUGUCAAGGCUUAUUGGUGUUCCAAAAGGUCGGAUCUCCUCAAGAUUAAAUGCUCUCCACUCUGUUCUCAGUGUGUCAGAUAAUGAGUCUUUGCCUGUACGACUCUUCCAUCUCUCAUUUCGUGACUUUCUACUGGAUCCGGAGUUACGCCAAAAGACACCAUUCUGGGUCGAUGAGGCAAAAGCACACCGGAAAGUGGCAGCUCGAUGUCUUCUUGUUUGUCAUAAUUACCUCAAGAGGAAUAUGUGUGGGCUUUUGAGUGAUGGAACCCAACGUGCCGAGGUUGACCCCGAAACUAUUGAGCGACACUUUCCCCCGGAACUCAAAUAUGCCUGUCAAUAUUGGAUCCAUCAUCUGGUACGGUGCGCGACACAAAACCAGGGCCCUCUGAUAGAAGAUGUGUUUUUGUUCCUCCAGAGCCAUUUUCUGCACUGGCUAGAAGCAAUGAGCCUACUUGGUCUCGUGCAUGAAACGGUUGAGUCUAUCAGUCAUCUGCAGAGUAUAUCAACGUCUGAACAAGGUUCCCCAAUGUUCGAUUUUCUGCAUGAUGCAAAACGCUUUAUCAUGAACAACCAUCAGAUAGCCGCCAAGGCACCGCUGCAGAUUUAUUGUGCGGGGCUUGUAUUCGCGCCGGAGAAAUCAAUCAUUCGCAAACGCUUUGCCAGUGAUCUCCCUAAUUGGCCUUCUCAGUUGCCGCGGGUUGAGGUAAACUGGAGCCCGGAGCUUCAGGCUUUGGAAGGACAUUUUGAUAUCAUAAAUUCGGUGGCAUUUUCUCCCGACGGGAAAGUCCUAGCGUCUGGCUCCCCUGACAAGACAAUUCGGCUCUGGAACACAAACACGGGCGUGUUAUAUCAAACUCUGGAAGGCCAUUUAGAAACCGUUACUUCUGUGGUGUUCUCGCCGGAUGGCCGACAUGUAGCGUCCAGUUCUACAGACCACACAGUGCGGCUCUGGGAUACAGCUACUGGCGCUUUAUAUCGGAUACUGGAGGGUUGUCAAACAGGGGUUCUGGCGGUAGCAUUCUCGCCUAAUGGUCAAUUACUCGCGUCCGGUCAUUAUAAUAGCAGAAUUGAGUUAUGGGAGACUGGAACUGGCACGCGACUGCAAACUCUUGCGGGCCCGACUGAAACUGGUCGGAUUUCUUCCGUGGCGUUUUCUCCAGAUGGACUGCUGCUAGCAUCUGGCAACGCCAAUGGCAUAGUUUGUCUGUGGGAAAUGGCAACCGGUACGGUACAGCGGACGAUUGCAGGGUUUGUGAAGUCUGUUACUUCCGUGGCAUUCUCACCCGACGGACGUCUCCUCGCAUUCGGCUCUAGUGGAGGUGGUAUUCGCCUUUGGGGUAUGGCAAGAGGUGCGAUACACCGCACCUUCGAGGCUGAUCCGGGAGAAAAUGACGUUAAUUCAGUGGCUUUCUCACACGAUAGCCAAUUAUUAUCAUCCAGCUCGAGUGACAAAAAGUUGCGCAUCUGGAAUUCAGCAUCAGGGACUUUGCAGAGUACCAUGGAAUGCUGUUCAAGGCAGAUAUAUGCCGUUGCUUUCUCUCCUAAUGGCCAGCUGUUAGCAUCUGGCUGCAGUGACAAGGCCGUCCGAAUCUGGGAUGUCGCGGCCGGUCUACGACAACAACAAAGACGACAAGACAUUUUAGAUUCCGUCCAAUCAGUCAAAUUUUCGGUUGAUGGCCGGCUUCUCGCAUCGAUAUCUGGACAGAAUAAGAAUGUUCGGCUUUGGAAUACGGCAACCGGUGCUUUGGAACACACUCUUUGGCAUAGACACCCGGUUUUGGGAAUAGAAUUCUCGCAUGAUGGCCAGGUUCUAGCAUCCAGUUCUAGCCAAAACAAUAGAAUUCGACUUUGGGACACGGCGAUGGGCACACUGCAGAAGUCUCUUCACCAUACAUCCCCAGUUUUGCAGCUGGAAUUCUCUCCGGAUGGCCAGUUACUUAUGUCCCUUUCCGACGGCCCCGAUGGCACCACAGUUCAGCUCUGGAAUAUCGUAAAUGGAUCAAGGUACCGGAAAUUUGAUCAUUCAUCUCCAGUUGUCACAGCAAAGUUUUCGCCUGACGGCAAAUCACUGGCGUGCGGCUAUGAUGAUACAGUUGUGCUCCGGGACAUUGCUACAGGUGUGCCCUAUCACACUUUAAAGGGCGAUUCUUAUUUAGUUAGAACGGUGAAAUUCUCAUCUGACGGCAAGCUACUCGUGUGCAGUUACUCUGGUUAUGAGAAGAUUUUGAUUUGGAGUGUAAUUACGGGUGCGAGAGAGCAGAUUUGGAGAGUCGAUGACAUCAAAGAUCGGGAUAUCGAUGGAGUUGAUGGAUUGGACUUUUCCGAGAACGGUUGUUUUCUAACCAGUUAUAUGGGAAAUUUCUUUCCUCGGUCAAGGCCUGCUAGUUGUCACACUAGUCUUUCAGCGAGAAAACGGGAAGUGUCCUUACAAAACGGAGAGUGGAUAGCUUUCGAUGGUGAAAAGGUGAUCUGGCUUCCUCCUAGGUUUCGGCCAACCUGUUCAGCGAUGCAUGAUCGUGUAUUAGCGCUAGGUCAUGCAUCAGGGAGGGUUACUUUCAUAGGAACUUGA
This is a messenger RNA of Penicillium hordei, 4104 nucleotides long. Its product is annotated as WD40 repeat domain-containing protein. The record is from RefSeq and is a predicted model, not a curated record. Gene Ontology annotation, molecular function: protein binding. Lineage: Eukaryota; Fungi; Ascomycota; Eurotiomycetes; Eurotiales; Aspergillaceae. The transcript has 3 exons. Bases 1 to 4104 code for a protein of 1367 amino acids.